AUGGCGCGCGAUCAGGAUGUCUAUACUGAGGGCGAUAACGAUGAUGACGACGAGGAAGAAGAGGAUGAGGGUGCCGAGGUGUCGACGCCCGAGCCGACGGAUCCCGUGCCAAGAAUUCUUCCCUCCGAAGUCUGGGAUCAUGGCUUCGUUAAUGAAGUGAUAGAGCGCAUCUUCUUGGCGAAGGUGGCCACCGAGAAAGUGCCCGGGAAGAAGGGAAAACCCGACGGAACCUUAAGCUAUCUGGACAUCGGAAAACUGCUGGCGCUGGGUCGGAAGAGCUUGAUGCGCCAGAAGAUGAUCGUCAGAAUCCCGGAAAAAGAGCUGCCGUUGACCGUCGUCGGGGACAUCCACAGCAACAUCAUCCAUUUACGCCGGAUUUUCCACACGAACGGUUGGCCGGGUGAUGGGCACUCGUAUCUGCUACUCGGGGAUUAUAUUGAUCGUGGCACACAGGGAAUCGAGACAGUAUGUCUACUACUCGCUCUGCAAUACCGCUACCCGACCCGUGUACACAUGCUGCGCGGCAACCACGAAGAGGCCAACACCACCCUCAACUACGGCUUCUACGAGGAGUGCAUCACCAAGUUCCCAACCGGAAAUCAGGGAUAUCAGAUUUGGCGCAACUUCAUCCAGACAUUUGAUUGUCUACCGGUGUGCGCGCUGGUUGGGAAUAAGAUCGCCUGCAUGCACGGUGGCCUGAGCCCCCAUAUGAAUCGACUGCAAGACGUUGAAGCGAUACAACGCCCCACCACCAUCCCGGCGUAUGGGUUGCUCUGUGAUAUUACGUGGUCGGAUCCGGAGGAACAACUGCAGGGUUGGAAGAUGUCGAAAAGAUGGGUCGGCUUUGCGUUUGGCGCCGACGUCGUUGAACAAUUUUGCAGACAGGAAGGCCUCGAUUUGAUUAUCCGCGCCCAUCAAAUCGACAAAAAUAUGUACCAAGCGGGCUACAGAUGGAUGAAAAGGGCACCUUUAAUCACCGUCUUCUCCUCGAUGAACUACCAGAACGCGCACAACAACGCGGCCGUCGUCAAAAUCACCUCCAAGAUGCGGAUCUACUUUGUCGUCUACAAAUGCCGGACCUGGCAGAAAACAAAGCAGGACCCUGACAAACAAGGUGGAUGCUGCGAG
Mesorhabditis spiculigera is the source of this 1128-nucleotide messenger RNA. The record is from the annotation of a GenBank genome assembly. Lineage: Eukaryota; Metazoa; Nematoda; Chromadorea; Rhabditida; Rhabditidae.